AUCGAAUGAUGAAGAAAAAGGCUUUCAUUUUUCAUCUUCAUUUGUUCAACCGACGCGACUCAUUGAGCGGGCUCGAGGAGGAGGCCGAUCCCGCUCGGUGGUUAUAAAUUUUUGAAUCGGAUAACAUCUCCCUCGGUCACUGCUCCGGCACCACUCUGCUUCUCCCUCUCUCUCUCUCUCUCUCUCUUUCUUUGCGAACGAGCGUUCGCCGGCGGCGGUUGGGUGGCUGAGUGCGGAGGCGGAGUAGCAUGGGGAACUCUUCCAAGGACGGCUCCGGAGGUGGCUCCGGCGGGGACAAUUCGAGCGGGCGCGACCCUCCCACCCGCACCUUCUCCGAGGGCGAGAAGGUCCUCGCCUACCACGGCCCUCGCAUCUAUGAGGCCAAGGUUCAAAAGACUGAGGUUCGCAAGAAUGAAUGGAGAUAUUUUGUUCACUACCUUGGCUGGAACAAAAAUUGGGAUGAAUGGGUAGGUGCAGAUCGUCUAUUGAAAUAUACAGAAGAGAAUAUCAUGAAGCAGCAAGCCCUUGAGAAGAAGCAGGGUAUAGAUAGGAAUCCAAAAUCUGGACGUUUGACUCAACAUAAGCCUAAAAUUUCUGCUGAUGCUAAGGUGGAUAAAGAGGACCUCAAGAGCAUUGCCACCAAAGGGAAGAAGCGAAAGAAUGAUGCGGUUACAGAGAAGGACAAUGUUGUAGCGGAGAAGCUCGUCAAGAUUCAAAUUCCGUCAACACUAAAGAAGCAAUUAGUUGAUGAUUGGGAAUUUAUCACUCAGCGGGAUAAGCUGGUUAAACUUCCUCGUUCUCCAACUGUUGAUGAUAUCUUAACAAGUUAUCUCGAGCACAAAUCCAAGAAAGAUGCAACAGUAACUGAUUCGGUCGGUGAGGUCUUAAAAGGAUUAAGAUGUUACUUCGACAAAGCCUUGCCAGCAAUGCUCUUGUACAGAAAGGAGAGACAACAAUACAAAGAAGCAGUUGCAGCUACAGUGUCUCCCUCAACCAUCUAUGGGGCUGAACAUCUACUGCGACUUUUUGUGAAGUUGCCGGAGUUAUUGGUUCAAGUAAACAUCGAAGAAGAAACAUUAACCCGCUUGCAGCAGAAACUGGUUGAUUUCCUCAAGUUUCUGCAGAAGAACCAGAGUACAUUCUUCCUCUCCGCGUACGAGGGAUUCAAAGCUUCAGAAGGUAAAGGCAAGAGGAAAGAAGAUCGAGACUAAACCCUUGUCGAGGCAGAACAUCAGGCAUAUAUUUCGUUGGUUGCAAUUCCGUUGCGGUGUGGGUCGUUACAUUCUCGGACAAGAGAAAGACAUGCUGCUGUUGUAACAUUAGCCAUAGUUAUUCAUUCUUUUCGGGGGCGAAUUGAGAAGAGGGGUGAAAUAGAAGUGUUACUGAUUCAAUUAGUACAGGAUGUACAAUGAUAGUUUGCAUUCUAGAACUUAGGCAGACAAUUCCCGCUUAUUUUCCAUUUCCACAUUGAUUACUUUCAAUCUCAUAUUUUGGGUUUGAGGGUUUUUUUUUUUU
Molecule: messenger RNA, 1515 nt
Organism: Punica granatum (pomegranate)
Lineage: Eukaryota; Viridiplantae; Streptophyta; Magnoliopsida; Myrtales; Lythraceae
Source: RefSeq, a predicted model, not a curated record